Molecule: messenger RNA, 441 nt
Organism: Laccaria bicolor S238N-H82
Lineage: Eukaryota; Fungi; Basidiomycota; Agaricomycetes; Agaricales; Hydnangiaceae
Exons: 1
Coding region: 1-441 (146 amino acids)
Source: RefSeq, a predicted model, not a curated record
AUGAUUCCAAAAGAUAGUGUCUGGUCCGACAUUCGACCCAAACUCAUCUUACCGGCCGGUAUGACAGCGGCCGAGGCUUGGACCAAGCACUCUCAACCUAAUCUUCUCGCCUCUUACGACAUUACCGACCCGAAGCAGCUCGUUCCACAUCGCGGACUGCCCGAUUAUGCCCUUGGCAUUUCUGAGGGCUCGAUGGAGGCCCUCCUCAUCGCCACUGCUGGUGUGGAUGAAAAUAGAGGAAAUCUUGCAGAACUCGAUGUUCUCUGGAUUAGAGGAGAGCCUUAUGUCAUGCACGAUUCAACCGGUGAUCAGCAGAUGCUUUAUGAAGGCCCGUGGUCGAAUUCCUCCCUUCAACCUGGUGAGGAGAUGCCGUACUUCAGCAUUCGAGAUGUGGAGGGUUCCCAAUACACCGAACAAUAUCUACCCCCCACACAAUGCUAA